Molecule: messenger RNA, 521 nt
Organism: Neltuma alba
Lineage: Eukaryota; Viridiplantae; Streptophyta; Magnoliopsida; Fabales; Fabaceae
Biological process (GO): response to oxidative stress
Source: RefSeq, a predicted model, not a curated record
UUCCCGAGUCACGUGUCACCUAACCCCAAAGCUUCCUUCUCUCUUCCGGUGCGGAAUCAAGGACGAGAAAUUCUUCGAUCGGCGAUGAGCAGGCGAACAGGAACAGGCGAUCCAUCGGCUUUGACUCGGCUGGUAGAAUCCGUCUUUGCAUUUGUCAAAUUCGCUGAGUUUGAGAUCCUCUUCUUUCUUUUCUUUAUCGCUUAUGUUAUCUUCAAAGACAUUACAUCAAGGCCUGAAUACAAUCAAAUACUUGUGAAGAAGCCUGGCGGAAUUGAUCUUUGGCCUUACUAGAAGAGAAGUUUUUGUUUGAAUAUGUUGGAUGUUAGCUUAGCAUCAAUCGUAUGUUUAGUAUGCCCUCCUAUGACUGUGCAGGGUCCUUAUCGUAUUCAUAUGUUACAUUAAUUUUGUAAGCAAAUCAUAUGACCCUUCGAAAUUGUAUACAGUUCCAUUCACCACACAGGAAUAGCAAAACCGAGUAGAAGAAUUGCAACAUUUCUGGGUUUUAAACCUCAUCUCUAUUC